Molecule: messenger RNA, 1671 nt
Organism: Dujonia railenensis
Lineage: Eukaryota; Fungi; Ascomycota; Pichiomycetes; Serinales; Debaryomycetaceae
Source: the annotation of a GenBank genome assembly
AUGAGACGGAUAUUUUCAAGAAGGCAUAGGAAUUCCGACCUGGGACCUUCCCGACCUUCCCAGUCUUCUACCUCAGGCUUAGGCAAUAAUCGUAGAAGUCUUGAUCAUUUUCGCCACGAUAGAUCGCCGGCCAGGUCUUUUAUCGGCGAUGAAACUUAUCAUUUAUCUGACCUGCUACUAGAUAACCCUAACCUGGAACUUAAUUUAGAUAAUGCAGACGAUGGAUACAACGAUGCUACCUCCGUGGAGUCGGCACCCCUCUCUGAAUCUGAUACCUUGUUCCUAACUAAUCAGGAAAGGCUCCUGCUACAGCCUACCUUUCAAGAAAACUUCUCGUUGUACCUCCCAUUUCUCAUAAGGAGGCUCAGGUAUGAAAGAAUGUAUGAACAUAGUGAUCUUGCGUCUUCCCAGGAGACUGUUGCAUCGGUUGCUGAAAAGUAUUCUGUCUUGGAUCAACCCACACACAACUACAAUGAAAAACGUAGAAUGAUAUUAGUACAUGAAUUUAUGAAGAACAGUAAUUUAGUUUUCAUUAGUAUGGAAUCUUUCACGCUCUAUAGGGAGUUGAGAAGUCUCAAAAAGGAAAAACAAGCUGAAAUGGCUACAAAAUAUCAAAGUAAGGGGUUGGCCUUGCCACUAUUCAAAAUAGAAUCUCAUUCAUAUUUAAGGUUAGACGAUGGUGCAGAUGUAAUAUUUCAUAAAUAUCUUGAGCUACCUUCCACACAGAUGAAUUCAAAUUCAGGUUCAGCCAACCCUGUGGCUUCUCCUACUUAUAAGUUUUGCACUGUACAUAUUAAGACUUAUACUAAUUUAAAAAGAUUCACAUUUACAUUCAAUCCCCAAGAUGGUCGGACGCUGCCAUUCAAGGUCAUUCUAUUCCAGCAUAACUUUAAGCCAAUAGCAGAUUUUAAUUACAAGAACACUAGGUUUAGGAUAUUUGGAAACUCGUUGAUUAACUUUGGAUUAGCUCCUAAUUUAAAGUUGUUGAUUAUAGACAAGGACAAACCAAGUCUUUGUGAUAAGGUCUUCGAUAAACCACAGUUUAAGCUCCUGUCAAUAGUGAGAAGAAGAAGAUCUUCAGCUGUUGAUCCCAGUGCGCCUAAUUCAAGAAGGGGCUCAAGUGUAGGUAGGAGGAGGAGCUCGGCAGUAUCAAUUAAUUCCAAUUGUAUAGGUGAAGAAGAGUGUAUUGCCCCAGACGAAAACUUUAACUCCGUUGGCGAAGCUGAAGAUGAAGAGGGUGUUGAGACUGAUCCAUUGAAGAUGGCUAAUCCCUACCCAGACAAAUCGAAUCCUUUGCUUAAAUACGACCAAAACCAGUACCUUCUAUUAAACAAGACAUUUGUUUCUAAUGAAGUGCCUCCUUUUGGAAGUUUCCAGGAUGUUGUCUGUUAUGCCAAAGACUUCAGUCUAUUACCGAAGAAAUUCAAAGAGCAAGGCAGGUUCGAAAUAUAUCAAGAUCUGUCAAGAUUUGUUCCAGGCGUUAAUAUGGAUGCGAACAACUCUCUCGAUAUGGAUACCUUGGUGUUGUGUUGCAUAAACCUUGCUAUACGUGACAUGGUAGUGAAGAGAAAUAGUAAGAUCUCCUCGAACAUGGAGGCAAUCAAUAGGUACAAUUAUAUGGGAGCAAGCAUUUAUGCUUCACCGGGACCAGGAUUGUUGGGCGGAUUGUAA